AAACAAAGCACAUUUUAGCGACAUAUGCUGAUGUUUGUGCCAAAAUAAAAGAACAUGAGUUAUUGCACACUGUUGGUUAUGUUGUAGGUUUUACAAGAAGUAUGGAAAAAAGCUUUGAAGAAAUAUUAAAGGAAAAUCACAGAGUAUUUUUUGAGGAUAAAGACGUUUCUUACACUGGAGUACCAUUUAUUGUUUCAUCAAAUGGUACACUUGACUGUCACCAUGGCAAGGAUAAAAAUAGUAAAGCUAAAGCUCUGUACAAAAUUAAAAAAAAUACAGAAGCAAGUUCAGAUCAUUCUUUCAAAAAAAAAAGAAUGAUUCCACAAAUUACCAAGAAGUUUGAUUGUCCCGCCAAAAUUUUUAUCAAAGAAAUUAUUAAAUUUCUUGAGUUUAAGCUGGAUCGAGAUUCUACCAGGAUCAGGAAAGAAGUUUCAAAAAAAUUACGUUCAGCUUUGAUUCAAAACAAACAGUUUUAAUGUGCAGAAAAUAUAUUUUGGUAAUUCCUGCAAUAUCUGCUCAUAGUAACCAUCUAAUUGGUGAUGCCGCAGGUCUUAAUCAACCUUUAUGUGAAGAACUUAUUUUAAAAAUUGGUGAGUUGGUCAGAACUGGUGUCAGUUCUGUUACUGAAAUGAGACGUCAUCUAAAGACCUUUCUUCAGAUGGAAUUUAAUUCUAAUAACAUGCUGCAGAUAACAAACAAGCGAUUUUUCCCAAGUGAUAAGACCAUUGCAAAUCACAUGUUGAUAGCUAGACAAAAACUUCGCAAGUCCAUGAUAGAUCAAGAAUGUCUUUAGGAAAAAAUAAAUGAUUGGAAAAUUAAUUUUCAAGAUGCAAUGAUAAAAUUUAGACCAAAGGGAGGUAAUUCAGAAGAUAAUGAUCUUAAAAAUUCUUUGUUGUUUGUAUAUCAAGAUAUAUGGCAAAGAAGAUUACUAUUAAGAUAAGGGAAUGAGCUUGCUUUUCUUGAUGCUACAUACCGAACAACCAGAUAUGCACUACCUCUUUUUUUCCUCGUCGUUAAAACUAACAUUAAUUUCCAAAUUGUUGCUGUAUUUGUGUGUGAACAUGAAACCACCGAAUCUAUUAAAGAAGCACUAAUGUGCAUCAAAGAAUGGAAUCCUUUAUUUCAACCAAAGUUUUUUAUUACUGAUUGACAACCAAAGUUUUUUAUUACAGAUUCAAGUGAAAUAAAUUCACUUGAAUCUGUGUUUUCAGGUUCUACAGUGUUUAUUUGUGAUUUUCAUCGAGAACAAGCUUGGGAACGAUGGCUCUCUAAAACUGCUAAUGGAUGUUGCAUGGUGAAAGAUGUAGUUGUUAAAGAUAAGUUUCUUGAAAUCGCACAUGCAAAAACAAUUGAGACUUGCCAAAAAGCUGUUGAGGCAUUGGAGGAAUCAAAAGAGUGGCAAAACAACCCAAAACUUGUAGAAUAUUUGAAAAGCACUUGGCCAUGCAUUCAAAAGCGCUGGGUUGUUGCAUAUAGGAAAGAUCGUAUCUUGUUGGAUGUCAACACCAACAAUGGAACUGAAAGACAGAACCUAUCUUUCAAAUACAGUUUUUUAGAAAAAAGAAAGAAUUCUUCUCUAACAACUAUGCUUAGUAUUUGCAUAGAAGAAUUUCUUUACAAAUACAACAAUUAUUGUGAUGAAAAUAGAAGAGCACAUUCCUCAUAUAGAAAAUAUGAUGAUAAAGUUCCAGCAUAUUUGAUUGAUCGUCCACCAUCUUUAGUCAAACAUUGUAUGGCAUUGAUUGAUAAAUUACAAGGUGUGGAUUUGCGGGGCAUAACUGCUGUGACAGACAAAUUAUACAAUGUAGCUUCUUUUAAUUCAAAUAGUAGAGAGAUUUACCAAUGCUACCUUGGUGAUUCUGAAUGUCUGCCAGCUUGUUCUUGUCCUAGUUGGUUUCGUACCUCAUAUCCAUGUAAACACUUUCUUGUCAUUUUUCUAAAAGAGAAUCUCUCUUGGUCUGCAUUUGGCACUGCAUAUGCAAAUUCUCCUUAUUUCAAGCUGGAUUUGUACUACAGUAAUCAUACCUCUGCAAGCUGUCGUGAGCUCUUAAAUGAAAUUAAACAAAUGAGUUACUUAUGUGACUCUCAACAAGCUAUUGAUAAUUUGUUAAAGGGCUUUGUCAACUUAAAACACAUUUAGCAGAAAGUCUUCCAGUAGAACAAGGAAUUCUGCUGCGUCCAGAGAUUCAACCUGAUACUUGGAAUAAGUCACCCACAAAUUCACCAAAACUUAGUCUUCUCCCUGUGCGGCGUAAAAGAAAAAUGACUAAGCGUGUUGGUGUUAAAUAUGACAAAUAUAAAGCAGCUGCUGAUAUUAGUGUGAUGGCUGAAAAGGAAAGUUAUAGUUCUGAAAUUGUCACAAGUCACUCAAUUGAUGAAAACUAUGAAAUUUUUAUGGUUCCUAAUGAAUCAAUUGAUAUCAUGGAACAUUUAACUGAUGAUAGUAACAACUCUGUUGAUAUGACUGUAAAUGAAGAUGUUAAACAAGAUAGAAUAGUGCUGCAAAUUCAAAGUCUUAAAUCAUCUUUGAUUGGUCAUAAAGAACAAAAUGAUAUCAUAAAAGGGCAUAUGCUUUAUGAUAACAUAAUUCAAUUUUGUCAGCAACUUAUGGCAAUCCAGUUAAAUAUUGAUGUUGGACUGCAAGAUCCCAUUAAAGGACAAAUUUUAUCUUUUGAUAUCUGUACAAGUACUCUAUUUGUCCAAAUUCUUCAUGAUGGAAAUCUUCACUGGUUAUGUGUAACCACAUAUGACUGUAAACCAGGGGAGAUAUUGUUUUUGACAGCCUUUUCCACGGUACAAUCAGCUUAGAGACAAAAAGGCAAAUUUGCAAUUUUUUGCAUUGUCAAGAAAAAAAUCUUGUUUUUAAAGUUUUGCCAGUUCAACAGCAAACAAAUGGUGUGAAUUGUGGUAUUUAUGCUAUCGCCUGGGCUCGUCAGAUUCUUGAAACAAAAAGUCUACCAUCAACAAAUCUAAUGUUUGAGGAAAGUGAAAUUAGAAGUCAUCUUCUAAAAUGUAUAUCAAAUAACCAGAUAGAGAUAUUCCCAGCAACUAAAAAUCCUUUUUCCUUUAGAAGAUGUGCUGCUAAGACUUUUCGUGUUCCUCUGCAUUGCAUUUGUCGUAUGUUUUGGGUGCCUGGAGACGAAGACAUAUAUAACAGGCAAAUGGCACAAUGCUGUGCUUGUAGUAGAUGGUUUCAUCGUGAAUGCGAAAAAAUUCCACUAAGUGCCUAUGAGCAGGAAGAUGAAAUUUGGAACUGUAAUGAUUGCCACAACCAGUCAAAUAA
Hydra vulgaris (swiftwater hydra) is the source of this 3283-nucleotide messenger RNA. The record is from RefSeq and is a predicted model, not a curated record. NCBI's taxonomy places the organism in Eukaryota, Metazoa, Cnidaria, Hydrozoa, Anthoathecata, Hydridae.